Messenger RNA from Exophiala aquamarina CBS 119918, 699 nucleotides. RefSeq lists its product as uncharacterized. Bases 1 to 699 code for a protein of 232 amino acids. The transcript has a single exon. The record is from RefSeq and is a predicted model, not a curated record. Lineage: Eukaryota; Fungi; Ascomycota; Eurotiomycetes; Chaetothyriales; Herpotrichiellaceae.
AUGUCCUGGGGAUCCCUCGCUGAUGUACAAGAAGAUCGCAGGCUGCGCCCUGACUGGGCGGGCAUUAUUUAUACCGGACUACCUCCAUAUGAAAAUCGUGUUUCCGGACAUACGAAACCGUCAUCGAAAAGGAGUUCCGCGAUAAAAGAUUCCGCUUCAGUAAGUAUACAAGAGGAAUAUUGGAAACCAUUACGGCAGCUGCUCCUAUACUGUAUCCACGUCAACACAAGGUAUGGAUAUAUCAUAUCGGACGCAGAAGCCUUAUUUUUUCGUCGGACAAAAUCACAAGAGCCUCCUACACCCCUCUCUGAGAGCAGGUCACGACGUCAACCUCCACCAGCGCAUACUCGCGUGACUUCUCUCACCUCGGUAGCGUCAGGGACAUCGGCAAUGUCUCUUGACUCUUCGGGAUCCCCAUAUACCGAUGCGGGAAACCCAGAUAUAAAUGAGGCACCGUUGGAGAUUGCUAUUAUUCCAUGGGCCAACUCUGGUACGGCGGAGCUGACCAUCAACUUGGGAGUCUGGUUCAUUCAUAUCCUUGCGACAUCUGACAUUUCCGUCGAAGAAUCGUAUCAUCCUUUGGGAAGCUGGCGGAGGAUCAAAGAUGAAAAGGGUCACUGGUGCUUCCAACAGGAAGGCUCACGGAGAGUUUCUCAAACGCUCCCAGAAAGAGGGGUUCUGAUUGAAGCUGCGCCAUAG